Symbiodinium natans is the source of this 1497-nucleotide messenger RNA. NCBI's taxonomy places the organism in Eukaryota, Dinophyceae, Suessiales, Symbiodiniaceae. The record is from the annotation of a GenBank genome assembly.
AUGCAUAUCGACUGGCGGCUUCUGACAGUGCUCUCUGUGGCAGGUGCCGUGCGGCCGAGCAGUGAGACCUCGGAGACCUUGGUGCACCGAACGGUCAGUCACGGUGCGGCAUGGUCUUGGCAGACUGCAGACCCGAAGACUUCGCCAGAGCCACAAACGGGCACUUGGCAGGAGAGGAAGAAGGAGAUAAAGUUUGUGGCUCACUUCUGGGGGCUUCUGGGCGGACUCGGAGCUGCAGGCUAUGGCGCUUCCUUCAUCCUCAAGCGCGAGGGUUCCCCGGAUGUGAGUCGAUUCUUGAAGAUGGUGGCUUUGAAGCUCCACAAGGACAAGAUCUUCGUGCAGCUGUCGUGUGCUGCCUUCCUGUUUGGCUUAGCCGAUGUUCUCGCACAACGGGUGCCGUCCUACCACGAAAAGUCCAAUCUGCAAGAUGGAUACAAGAUCGGUGGCUGGGACUGGCGGUACACACUCGCCGUGAUGGCCUGCGCAUGCCUGUUCCAGGUGGCAAUCCUCGGCCGGUUCUACGACUAUUGUGAUGCGCGCUUUGGGUCUGCUACAACAUGGCAAGCAGCUUUGCUGAAGGCCCUGAAGAUGCAAGCAGCCUUCACCUUUGGAUACUUGCCGCUUGGGGUUCUGCUUUAUGCUGUGUCCAUUUGCUUCGUCUUCCGGAGUUUCGCAGACUCCACUGACAACUGUGGCCCCUCUGCGUUGCUUGGGCUUCCGUGGAACUUGGGGAGCAGCGCCGUCCAGGCCGUGCAGCUGUGGCCAGGAGACUAUCUCCAAGACAUGGUGUUCUGGCCACCCAGCCAGGCGGUCAACUACGUUCUGAUUCAGCGCUGGUCUCCCAACUUCCGGCCGAUCUUCGAUGGCGUGGUGGUACUGUUCUGGAACAUCUUCGUUUUGGGCGGGGGCGCUGAGCGAGAGGCGGUGGGCCCCACACUUUUCGGCCCAGCCCCGGGGCCAACGGAGAAGGUGGCUGCUUCAGUGGACUGCUCCAAGCAUUCCUUUGCCGAGAUUGGGCGAUGGCUCGCUGAGAAGCUGGGUGAGUUUGCCGCAAGCAUCAAGCAAGGCCUGAUCCGCUGCUGGGAGACCACGAGCUGGGCGGUGGAGAAUGGAUGGAAGUGGUUCAAGCACGCCUUCAACUGUACCAGACAGCGGCUGUGCGCUUUCGUCGUGACCAGUGUCACCCUCCUGCGCUGGCUUGUUGUGGCAGUUCUGUACUACCUUAGCUACCUCAUUAUGGUGGUGCUGACCAUUGCACGAGUCACUUUGUACUGGAUCCUCGCCAUCAUCAAGGGGAGCGUCAUGCUCUUGCUGGCCAUUGCAGACUUCUUCAAGAACUGUAUGUUCAUGUGGUUUAUCCCGGACGUCUCCAGCAUUGGAAAGGGAUGCUUCUACUGUGUCUUCUGGCCAAAGAAAGGCCAGUGGCCGAAGGAGGUGUGCGGUCAGGCGCCUGCGUUUGGAGAUUGGGUGGCACCCUUCUGCCCACACUGCUACUGA